CGGGCUGCUGUAAGCGGAGCAGGGACCGGCAGGGACACUUGCUGUGGACACAGGAGCUCAAACAGAGUGGACACCGCUCACAGAGACACGACACAUCACUUUCACUCGACCCACGACACCGCAACAUGGCUUCAAAGUGCCCAAAGUGUGACAAGACGGUGUAUUUCGCUGAAAAGGUGUCAUCACUGGGAAAGGACUGGCACAAGUUGUGUCUCAAGUGUGACCGCUGCAACAAGCUCCUCAACGCUGGAGGCCACGCUGAGCACGACGGACGGCCCUACUGCCACAAACCGUGCUAUGCUGCCCUCUUUGGGCCAAAAGGUGUGAACAUCGGUGGAGCCGGCUCUUACGUGUACGAUACUCCAGCCAACAACAACCCAUCUCCCACUGGUGUGGAUUCAGCACCCAAAGCUGAGGAGAAGCGAGUCUUCGCCCCCAAGCCCCCAUCCAAAGCUGGCAGCAUCACCACCUUUUCCGGAGAGGCCAACCUGUGUCCCCGAUGCAACAAGAAGGUGUAUUUUGCCGAGAAGGUGACAUCACUGGGUAAGGACUGGCAUCGACCCUGUCUGCGCUGUGAGAGGUGCAGCAAGACUCUGGCUCCUGGCAGCCACGCAGAGCAUGACGGCCAGCCCUACUGCCACAAACCAUGCUAUGCUGUUCUCUUCGGGCCCAAAGGCGUGAACACUGGUGGUGUUGGCAGCUACAUCUAUGACAAGGAGCCCAGUGCAGUGACCCAGCCUUGAACCUUUUGUUCCCUCAGCUUCAUCCCUCUUCUCUACACUGACCAUCAACCACAGUAUUAUUUGUAGCCUUUUUUGUUUUCUCUUCCUCCCACCUGUGCGUUCAUACCUGAGACAACCAGCCUUCUGAUCCUUUUGUCCUUUAUUCUGACCCGGCUCUGAUGUAUUUAGCACCAUGAGGAAUGAUUACAAAUUGCCUAGACGUGUGUUUAUCUGUGUAUUUGCUCCUGGAGAGCCACAUCCAGCAUUCCCACAGAAUAAUACGAAUAAUUUCAAUCAUUUUUGCACAUUUAUAAAUGUAUGAGAACACAUUAAAUGUCACCACAGUCAAAUAUGAACAUCUUAUAUUUCAAUUUUGUACCCUGGAAACAGUGUGAUUGAUGAUGUCUGUUUUGAGAUGUUUAGAAAAAAAAAAUGUGAUGGUGAGUGAUUCUCAGGUGUGGGGGG
Messenger RNA from Epinephelus moara (kelp grouper), 1187 nucleotides. RefSeq names its product cysteine-rich protein 2 (gene crip2). Lineage: Eukaryota; Metazoa; Chordata; Actinopteri; Perciformes; Serranidae. The transcript has 8 exons. Bases 126 to 743 code for a protein of 205 amino acids. The record is from RefSeq and is a predicted model, not a curated record.